Molecule: messenger RNA, 1455 nt
Organism: Anisakis simplex (herring worm)
Lineage: Eukaryota; Metazoa; Nematoda; Chromadorea; Rhabditida; Anisakidae
Source: the annotation of a GenBank genome assembly
GACUUCCUGACGUUUCAGAACAAAAUAGAAUUUCCAUUUUUUUGUUUCAGAUUCAAGAAUUUGGUUAGAAACAUACGUGGUCGUCGAGGUGAGAAGGUUGCAAUCAACGUUCCGAUUUAUCGUGAUAAGAACACACCGAAUCCAUAUGUGGAAGAUUUUAGCGGAAUGCAAGACGGCGGAGAGUCGGCACGUGCCGCCAAACCAGAUCAUAUCUAUAUGGAUCAUAUGGGCUUUGGAAUGGGUUGUUGUUGUUUGCAAGUCACGUUUCAGGCGGUGAAUGUGGACGAAGCUCGUUGGCUCUACGAUCAGCUAACUCCGAUUACACCGGUUCUGUUGGCACUAUCAGCUGCAACUCCAAUUUUCCGUUCAAGAUUGUCAGAUCGAGACUCUAGAUGGGAUAUCAUAUCAGCUGCACAUGAUAGAACCGCAGAAGAGCGAGGGCUGGCACCGUUGAAGAACAACAAAUUCGUGCUGAACAAAAGUCGUUACGAUUCAACCGAUUGCUAUAUAUUUCCUUGUUCUGCAGGAUACAACGAUAUCCCGUUGGAAUACGAUGAAAAAAUCUAUGAACAACUUCUGAAAGGAGGCAUUGACGAGUAUUUAGCAAAGCAUAUUGCACACAUGUUCAUUAGAGAUCCACUUCAGGUUUAUAAGGAGCGUAUCGAUCAGGAUGACUCGAAAAGUACGGAGCAUUUCGAGACGAUUCAGAGUUCGAACUGGAUGAACAUGCGUUUCAAGCCACCUCCACCGGACGCCUCUGAAAUCGGCUGGCGAGUGGAAUUUAGGCCUACCGAAGUGCAGUUGACAGAUUUCGAGAAUGCUGCGUAUUGUUGUUUUGUGGUGCUCUUAACGAGAGUGAUCAUUUCAUAUCAUUUAACAUUUUUGUUACCGAUUUCGAUGGUAACUGAAAAUAUGAAUCGAGCGCAGAAACGGAAUGCAAUUCUGGAGCAGAAACUAUACUUCCGGAAGGGUUUAGCCACAUGUAUGACCCAUCAGGACACGAAGAAGACUGCGGAAUGUAAGGCACCCCCAGGCGAAGUGGUCGAAAUGACUGUCGCUGAAAUUAUGAACGGUAAAACUGAUGAAUUCCCGGGUUUGGUAACGUUGAUUCGACAGUAUUUGGAUAGUGCAGAUGUAGAUGUCGAUACGCGUUGUACAAUUUCACAGUAUUUGAAUUUUAUUCAGAAACGAGCUUCCGGCGAAAUAUUAACGCUGGCAAGUUGGAUGCGAGAGUUUGUGCAGAAUCAUGCAGAUUACAAACAUGACUCGUUUGUGAGCGAUUUGAUCGUGUAUGAUUUACUGAAAAUGAUGGACGAUAUUGCGAAGGGCGAGAAACAUUGUCCGAAACUGUUGGGUAGUUAUCGUUCGAAGACAGAUUCACGCAUUCCGAUGGCUGUACGACGUGCCGAGGAACUUCUGGUGAUGAGUAAGGCGGUGCGUAAGACAUCCACUUAG